AUGAAACUUGAACUUAAGAAAUUCUUAGAAAAAUUUUCGAGAAUAUUAAUUUUGUUAGCGAAUUUGGUUUAAGGAUUGUGGUGGUUUUUUGUAGGGUUAUCUCGAGGAGAAUCUAUAAAUUAUACACUUUUAAUUUUAUAGUCAGCAAGUUUAAUGAUGAGGCUUGUUUAGUAUUUUUUAAUGGAAAAAAGCUAUGGGCUCAAUUUAGGUCUACAUAUAGUUUCUCUCUUAUUUUAUGUAGGUUACUUUGAAUCGAUGUUCUUAAGUGAGAUUGAGAAUUCAUUUAGCAUUUUAUCUAAUAGUUUAAUAAUAACUAUUGCAUAUUGGGAUUAUUUAAAGAUUGCAGUUUAGAAAUAUAGUUUCAUUUGCAAGUUAGGACUGCCUUGUUAUUUACUAAUAAAAAAUAUCAUAUAAAUUAUAAGUUUACCAAGUUUGUAAGCAAUAGAAAGCAUAAUUAUUAUAUUUGUUAUUGUAAUCCACUAAAUAAUAGCAUAUUACUGCUAAUUUAAUUUCAAACAAAACAAUCAAAAGACUGAAUAAUAGCUACCCAAAAAAUGUGAGAAUCCAGCCUCUCCUAAUGCUGAAAACUUAUUAAUGCAUUCUUAGGAUAAAUCUUAACCCAGAAACUCAUUCAUACAAACUCCUAAACAGUGUUUCACUACCUUAUUGAAAGACCUCCCGAAUGAAGAAAAGUUGAAAUAAUAUUCAAAUUUAACAAGCUUUUCGAAAUCUCAGAAAUUUUACAAAAGUUUAAGCAGCUCAGAUCAUUCAAAACUUUAGCUCUAUUAAAAUCUAAUAAAUUUAUUCCCUUAUGGGAUAUUGAUAUUGAAUUAGGCUCAAUAAGUGAGUUAUAUUAACAAUAAAUGUGAAAAAAUACUAGAGUGCUAAGGUGCCUAAUUAGUAUUGGAGAAGGUCAAAACGUGUGUAAGAAAUGCAAAGAUUCCAGAUGAUGAAAGCGAAUCGACAAAUAAACAAGAAAAGAACCAACUACAUUAUCGAACUCUAUCGCAAAUAAUAAAGACGCUCACAGAUAAAGAGAUUCCUAUUGAUAUCCUGGAUAUAAUACUAUCGCCAUCAAAAUAUCUUGCUCUUCUAGAUUAGAAUGAUAUGUAAAAGAGUAAGCACCCAUCAUUUCACUAAAAGAUAUUUAUAUAUGAAUGGCUCAUGAAGUCAGAGAGUAGGUUCAGCAAUAACUAAUAAAAGAAACUAAAAUUAAUACUCAUACCAACUUCAAUGACCAAUUAAUAAUAGGAUUACUUCUCGGCUUCCUCAUAAGUUAAGUCUUCAAGCAAAAGUCACUUCUCAUUUAAUAAUGAUGUUGAGAAUACUGUAUUACUUAUCAUUAUCAAGAACAUCACUAACAAAUUUAAAUGUUAACAAAUGAAAGAUGAAUAAAUAAUACACCAUAGUCUUAUUAAAUCCUUUUCUCAUGAAUUGCGGACUCCAUUGAAUAGUUGCUCAUAGAUGUUAAAUCUUAUGAAAAUUGAAGAUUCAAAUACUAGAUUCUAGGAGUACAUCGACAUAGCCUAAUGUUCUAUCUCAUUAUUAAUUCAUCAGAUUAAUGACAUUUUGGAUUAUGCUUCAAUUUAGUCAUAUCAAUUUUCAUACCAUGUCUCCCUGUUCGCAAUUCAUGAAAUAAGCGAAGAAAUUGAACAUUUGUACAAACUCUAAAUGAAACAAAAGAAUAUCGAAUUCAAUGUUAAGGUUUCUGAAAAUUUGAAUGGCAAAGUUAUUUAGAAUGAUAAGUAGAGGAUUGUGUAAUUAUUAGUCAAUAUUUUAAAUAAUGCUAUUAAAUUUACAUAGGAAGGAGGGUCAAUUAGUUUAAAAAUUACAGAAGGUGAUCUCUUUAGUAUCAUUUUCAAAGUCAAAGAUAAUGGAAUUGGCAUAGAAGAACAAAAAUUAAGUUAAAUCUAAAAUAGUAUACAUGACACUAUUGAAUUUGGAGCUGUAUUGAAAUCUCAUUAAGGAUCAAGACAAUAGGGAUUGGGGUUAAGUAUAGCAGCGAAACUUGUUUAAGGUUUAGUUGAAUCUUAGGACAAUCAAUUAAUAAUAAAUUCCAGAAAAAACUAAGGAACUGUAGUUUAAUUUAAGGCUUAAAAUCUAUUAUAGAACAAUCUAUUAUAAUCUCACCUAUUCACUUUAUAGAGCGGAAAAUUUAAUCAAUCAAUUGAUUAAUUCGAGUUAAAAGAACUAAAAUUGGAUGACAGCAAAUUAAUCAAGUCUAAUAGUUCUAGAAUGGAUAUUGAUAAGGAAUACUAAGAUUAAAGUUCAUACAGUUAUAAAAACACAUCUAGAUUGAACGACUUUGAAAAAUAACCUGAAAUCCUUUUGCCUAUUAGUCCUGAAUAUUUUUCUGAUAAAUGUAUAGGUUUUAAGACAAGUCUUCUAAAGUAACAAGAUUCAGCUUUUACAAAAAGGUAUAGUUCUUACUGCUAGAAAUGUCACCAUGUAUUAAUUGUUGAUGAUAUUCCUUUUAAUCAAAUAGCACUAAAAAUGAUACUCAAUAAUCAUCAAAUCGAGGCUGAUUAAGCAUUUGAUGGAUUUUAAGCAAUUGAAAAAGUAAAAUAAAAGUUGUAAUAACAUUGCUCAACUUAUAAAUUAAUUUUGAUGGAUAUUGAAAUGCCAGGAAUAAAUGGUUUCCAAACUAGUAAACAAAUUCUUGAUUUGAUUUCUAAUAAGUCAAUGAUUAUAAUUUGUUCUGCAUAUGACACAUAAGAAAAUAUUGUUCAAGGUCAAAAGUUAGGAAUCACUACUUUUCUCCAAAAACCUGUUAAAAAUGAUGAUUUAGAUGUAAUCUUAAAAAAAUUGUUUCAAAAUGAAACAGAUUGCACUUGA
This is a messenger RNA of Paramecium tetraurelia, 2835 nucleotides long. RefSeq lists its product as uncharacterized. The transcript has 2 exons. NCBI's taxonomy places the organism in Eukaryota, Ciliophora, Oligohymenophorea, Peniculida, Parameciidae. Gene Ontology annotation, biological process: phosphorelay signal transduction system. The record is from RefSeq and is a predicted model, not a curated record. Gene Ontology annotation, molecular function: phosphorelay sensor kinase activity.